AUGCUCGGCUAUUUUAUAUCUAUUCUUCAACCCGUCUUCAUUUUGAUUUUUGCAUUUCUAUUUUUCGUUGCUGUCAUUCUUCCAAUUCUAGUUCUUCUUUUCCCGCAUUAUAUUCAAUUUAUAUUCUUCCUGAACUUUCGUGGGUUUUUGAACAUUUUUGAAAUUCAAAACAAAUACAUUUCCAAUUUUAUUCAGGUCGUCUACCAAACACAGAUUAUAAUGAUAUAUCAGCAAAUGAUGUUAAUGCUGUUGGGAGAAGUUUUUAUAUCCCAGGAAAAGCGGGAAAAAUCGGUGUUUGGCAUAUGCUUCCACGCGAUUUAUCAUUAGAAUAUCGAUCAAAAGGAGUUCAUCCAUCAGAUGAGGAAAUGGAGUCAAGUUUAGCUGAUUCCAAAUAUAAGUUAGUUGAUUAUCAAAUCGGAACAAGGAGCAACUAUUUAAAAUCAAUAUUUUUUGCAGAAUAAUUUUCUACGCGCACGGAAACUCAUUUGAUAGAACAUUUUAUCAUAGAGUAGAAUUGUAUAAUGUUUUGAACAACUCAAAUUAUCACGUAAUAUGUUUUGAUUAUCGAGGAUAUGGAGAUUCACAAGGAACACCAACUGAACAUGGUAUAAUUCAAGAUGCACAUACUGUAUAUUCUUACUUGAAAUCACACUCGAAAAAUAAUACUGUAAUUGUAUGGGGUCAUUCUAUGGGAACUGGGUGAGUUUUUAAAUCUGAGAUUUUAGGCAGUAUUUCGAGAAAAAAAUUUUCAGAGUCUCUUGUAAAUUAGUGAAAGAUCUAUGUUUGGCUGAAAAACCUCCAAAUGGUUUGGUAUUAGAAUCACCAUUCAAUAAUUUACGGGAUGCAAUUACAAAUCAUCCAAUAUUUUUGAUAUUCAAAUGGAUGAAUGAUUUUCUUGUCGACAAUGUUAUUAUAAAACCAUUGAAUAGUGUUGGAUUAAGAAUGGAAUCUGAUCAAAGAAUAACACAGUAAGAUUUUUCUUUUUAUUUUUUUUUGAAAAAUUGAAAAUAAUCGUUGAGAGUUUUAUAGCAUCAGUUGUCCAAUUUUGAUUCUACAUGCACAAGAUGAUCGAGUUUUACCGGUGAAAUUAGGAAGAGCGCUUUACGUAAGUUAUUUUCUUUUUUUUCUUCUCAAAAAAAUCAAAUUUUCAGAAAGCAGCCAAAAAAUCUGAUCGAAAAGUCGAGUUUCGAGAAUUCGAUUCAGUUCACAAUUUUGGUCAUAAGUUUAUUUGUCGAUCUCCCGAACUUCCGGAAAUUAUAAGUCAGUUUACAAAGAGCUUGGAAAUCAAAUAA
Molecule: messenger RNA, 1292 nt
Organism: Caenorhabditis angaria
Lineage: Eukaryota; Metazoa; Nematoda; Chromadorea; Rhabditida; Rhabditidae
Source: the annotation of a GenBank genome assembly